AUUAAUCUCUCCCCUCAAUUAUGGUAUAUUAUAUCCGAUUUCUCAAGACUCCAAGGAUCCAGAAGCAGAAAGCCGGUUCCAUUACUGUAUCCGCCCUAAUAUGCAUCACAACCGACCUAGGUGAUGCCUUCCUCGCGGACGAUGUGGACUUGCAAGUAAUGCUUCACCUCUCUCCUACCAAGAAGGUGGUAUAUCAAGAACCCCUACAAUGGAAGGCUGGCAGACGUGAACUUCCAGUGGCACUGGGGCCUUUCCCUGCACAUGUCUCUCAGCAAGUUUUGACCAUGGGUGUGACUACCACUCACUCCCAUCAUCAUGAUUCACAUCCACUAUUCUCAGACUCGUUACUAGAUGAGCGCAGCAUUCCACUCGUAAUGUCCGGUUGGAGUGCAGAAUUUGGAGGUCCAUCAUUAACUGCUGAAAAACUGGUGGAAAGACGAUUUAGCUUAACGGAUAAGCUAGGGCUCAGCAUCUGGGAGGAGACUGGCAAUAGCAUUGCACGCCACAUCUGGGAUGCAGCAAUUGCUUCAGUCAUGUAUCUGCAACAAAUAAUUACCGGGAAGCAAUCAGCCCCUGCCCUAAUGCGGCAGACUCUUCUACGAACUGAACGCAGCAGCAGCAGUAGCCCUCUCCAUGUAAUCGAGCUGGGAUCAGGGUGCGGGAUUGUAGGGAUUGCACUCGCACAGCUGCUCUCUCGGUGCUCUGUCUUUCUCACCGAUCUACCAGAAGUCGAGGAAAUCGUAAGUAGAAAUAUCGCGGCCGCUCAGCCUGCGCCGUUCUCAGAGCUCCAGUACCGCACCCUUGAAUGGGAAGAUGCGCUUCCGGAUGAUCUAUGCGGUGGCUCUAUCGACUUGGUUCUAGUCUCAGACUGCACAUACAAUGCCGACAGUUUACCAGCCCUGGUGUCGGUCCUUGAUCGACUCGUCCAGAUGUCGCCGAAUGCGAUCAUUCUUGUUGCCUUGAAGAGGCGACAUGAAAGCGAGAAGAUUUUCUUUGAUUUGAUGCAGUCAGCAGGGCUGUCUACCUUGCACUCGCACCGAAUGGAACUGCCAUCCCAACAUGAUCAGUGCGAUCAAAUUGAAUUGCACUGCUAUGGCCGAGCCAAGAAGCCAUGAAAGACUGGAAUGUAAUACAUCCCAUGAGGACUAUCGGCUCUAGCUUUAUAUGCUCCCGAGGACUGUCUUUCAAAAAGUGAACACGUUCACCUUAUCCAUUGUGUACGAUAUACGACCUCUAUCUCUAUACAUGACACGUCUAUCCGUUGUAGAAAUUUCUGUCAAAAUAGUUUUGCCUUGUGUGUAUAAAAGUAUAAAAACUAACCUG
Molecule: messenger RNA, 1323 nt
Organism: Aspergillus ochraceoroseus IBT 24754
Lineage: Eukaryota; Fungi; Ascomycota; Eurotiomycetes; Eurotiales; Aspergillaceae
Product: protein N-lysine methyltransferase family protein
Exons: 2
Coding region: 21-1115 (364 amino acids)
Source: RefSeq, a predicted model, not a curated record